AUGCCAGCCAUACCACUAGAGCUGGUUCCGCAGAUAGUCCGACACCUCGAAGACGACCCCGCAGCACUUCGAAAUGGUUCCCUGACGUGCUUACCCUUUAGGGAGCCAUGUCAGAGACUCAUAUUCUCAACCCUCGAACUGCGACGCCCGCGACCUCCGUGGACGAAACCACUUCACUGGGGACCAGCCUACACCCCAGGGAAGAGACUACUAGCCUUGUUCAACGAGUCUCCCGCAAUCGCUGCCUACCCCGUAGAAAUAACCAUUGUCGAGGAUCAUCCGUUGACAGUCGAUGGCGGGGGUUGGCUGUCCACAGAUGAUGACCUUGGGAAGGCCUUGGGACACCUUGUGGCGUGGAACAAGAUACGUCGAUUGACCCUCGCGCAAUGUCCUCACACGAAGUGGUCGCACCUAUCGAGCGAGUUGAAAGAAGUCAUCGGGGGGCUUUGCGCCUCGACUUCACUCAUAUCUCUCUCUUUGGCUUGGACCCCGAUCCACCUCCUCGAGUCUUGCGGCCCGUCAUUGCGAACACUCAAGCUGUGGAACGUUGACAUUCAGAAAGCACCAACCGCAAAGCGCAUGAAAGUUCACAACCUAGACUACCUGGCUGGCAUCCGUCACUCCUCGGACAUAUCUAACGUCAUCAACCACGUUCUGGAAACUUUCAGUGUAGGAGCACUGAAGAAGCUCCAGAUUGAACAGGACGGCGGGGAAGAAAUGAAACAGGUGUUGGACAUGUGCAAGGACACACUCGAGACUUUGGCGCUUGGGCGUUCGGUCAGAACGGAAGAGGAUGGUCCAGCUGCCACUGUAGACCUUGGGCAGUUGGCCAAGCUUCGAAGAAUAGGAUUUUCCUGCUGGUCAACCUACACCGCCGAAGAAGGGUACCUGGAACCCCUCCCCCGAGUCUUGAGUAGUCUCGAAACCAUUCCACCCGGUAACGCCGUUGAGGACAUCCACCUGACCGUCGAUCACCGCCUUGACAGCUUCGAGGGGUUCGAACCUCAGUCAUGGGCCCACCUCGACGAGCUCCUAGCAAACAAGAGAAAGUUCCCCAAGCUUCAACGAGCCUGCAUCGAGCACUACAGCGGGUUUUACGGGUUCUUGGGCUACGUUGACGAAGGCAUUGGCCAUUUGACUCCCAAACUGGACAAAUCGGACGUGGUACUCACAGUCCAGGAGCGCUUCCGAAGCAUUGUUAGAGAGAAGACUUUCGAACCAUUCCCUUGA
Molecule: messenger RNA, 1230 nt
Organism: Coprinopsis cinerea okayama7#130
Lineage: Eukaryota; Fungi; Basidiomycota; Agaricomycetes; Agaricales; Psathyrellaceae
Exons: 3
Coding region: 1-1230 (409 amino acids)
Source: RefSeq, a predicted model, not a curated record